AUGCUUAUUCCCAGAAUUCCUGCUGCCGAUGACACGGUUGAAGUACUCGCCAGGAGCGUUCCCAAGCUCCGUAGAGAUUGGGAAAAUGAAGACAAACGACGAGUGAAGAUUGAUAAAAAAUCCAAGAGUCUUUUAAUCAUGGCCCUUCCCAACGAGAUUUUUCAAUAUCUUGAUGCAUGCGAUUCUGCCAAAGAUCUAUGGGAUCAAUUAGCCAACCAGCUAGAAGGAGGAAUAAAGAUGAAGAAGAACAGACGUGCUCAAUAUCUGAAUGAGUAUAACAGCUUCCAAGCUCUCCCAAAUGAGUCUCUCGAACAGACUUAUCACCGGUUCAACACCCUGAUCAACACCCUGAUCAACAAAUGUAGGAAGUGUGAUGUGAUCAGGACUCAAGAGGAAAACAACAUGCUCUUCUUGAAGAGGUAG
Molecule: messenger RNA, 423 nt
Organism: Cynara cardunculus var. scolymus (artichoke)
Lineage: Eukaryota; Viridiplantae; Streptophyta; Magnoliopsida; Asterales; Asteraceae
Exons: 1
Coding region: 1-423 (140 amino acids)
Source: RefSeq, a predicted model, not a curated record